Molecule: messenger RNA, 1806 nt
Organism: Symbiodinium sp. CCMP2456
Lineage: Eukaryota; Dinophyceae; Suessiales; Symbiodiniaceae
Source: the annotation of a GenBank genome assembly
AUGGCAAAGAGAGAGCAGAGCGGUGUGGUCAAGAAGCACCCGUUCCAGGGGAGAACGAUAGCGAUAGUGAACGACUUGACCUUGGACGAGCAGUGGUAUGUGUACCACAAGACACGGGAGCUCAAAGAAGCCUUCAAGAAUGGCGAGGACCUGGAUCGUUUCCGGCUACAGAACCGUGAGGCGGCAGUCUACACCAUCUUCAUGGAGGACUCGACGCGGACCAAAGAAUCCUUUCGCAAUGCCGCCGAGUUUCACGGCCUCAAGGUGAAUGUCUUUGAUGCAAAGACCUCCUCCUUCCAGAAGAACGAGACCAUCACGGACACCAUUAAGAUGCUGUGCGGCUAUUCCACCGGGCAAAGUUUGUUCGUGAUCCGCUCCAAGGUGGAGGGUGUGUGCCGGUGGCUCGAGGAGGCGAUUUCGAAGUACUGCAAGCAGCGGGGCUUUCCUCGAGCUUCCUUCAUCAAUGCAGGAGACGGCCGGCACGAGCACCCCUCGCAGGAGAUGCUCGAUGAGUUCAGCUUCCUGGAGCAGAAAGGCUGGGAUACCUCCAGUAUCCACUUGGCCUUGCUCGGAGAUCUAUUUCAUGGACGCACUGUACAUUCAAAGGUCGAUGGCCUCAGGAUAUACCGAAAAGUAUUCGUCGAUUUGAUUGCCCCCAGUGAACUGGCGCUUCCAAAGAUGUACGAAGAUCGCAUGAUCGCCAGAGGUUACGUGGUGAGGAAGUUCGCAUCUAUCGACGACUACCUGGCCCAAGAGAAGGUGGCAAAGAUCUGGUAUUUCACCCGAUUGCAGCUAGAGCGCAUGGGUGACAAGGUUUUGGAGAAGUCAAAGGAACUUCGAAAGGCCGUGACCAUGAGACAGGACUUCCUGGACAAGCUUCCGCAGGGCGUGAAGUUUUUCCAUCCCCUGCCGCGGGACGCCAGACACCCGACGCUGCCAUACUGGCUUGACAGCACGGAGCUCAACGGCUGGGACCAGCAAUCGCAGAAUGGCUACUUCACUCGCAUCGUCCUCCUGGGCAUGCUAGGUGGGCACUUUGGAGAUGAUUAUCGUGUGGACCUGAAGGCGGAGGCCAGGCAACCCGGCAGCCCCAUGCUUUUCAGCCCCAGCUUGCGAGGAGACUUCUCGCCGACGAGUCAGCGGAACGCGAUGGAACUCCCAGACGAUUUGGAUUUGGGAUAUUCUCCGGCCCUGAUGGCUGCCACAGAUUUCAUCAAGGAGGUGGCGACCUCGCCGGACAUCACUUCUCCGGAGAGGGUAAGCCAGGAGGUCGGGUUGGUGCCCAUCGCAAAUGGGAUCGUCAUCGAGAACCUGGCUGCCGGGCAAAGCAUCGAGCAGGUCUGGAACCUCAUGUAUAUGGUGCGGGACAUCUUGGACUUGCAUCAUGUGGGGGGUCAAGGUGUGCGCAUGUCUGACGAGACGAGCGGUAGCUGUGUAGGCAGCGGCUUCAUUGCAGUGCCCGACGUUGACAUCAGCAGCUGGGACCGGCAGCCCCUGAAGCGCCUGGCUGCGAUGGCCCCGGGGAGUAUGCUGAAGGUGGUCAAGGAUGGCGCCGUCGAGCGCGAGUUCCGUCUCCAGGUUCCGCCGCGGGUCUACAACUUCAAGGACAUCUCCUGCAAGAACACGGCCUGCGUGUCUCACCCAAAGAACAUGCAGCACGAGGUGGAGCCCUUCUUCGAGCGGUGCCGCUCUGGAAAUGGCCAAGAUGAUGCGAUGGCCUUCAACUGCAAGUAUUGUGAGACGCAGCACAUCUUCUGGGAGAUUUGGAACUACGACGUCUACCGACCGUCUGAGUUUACGCUGUAG